Molecule: messenger RNA, 5390 nt
Organism: Cydia fagiglandana
Lineage: Eukaryota; Metazoa; Arthropoda; Insecta; Lepidoptera; Tortricidae
Product: recQ-mediated genome instability protein 1-like
Exons: 7
Coding region: 87-1529 (480 amino acids)
Biological process (GO): double-strand break repair via homologous recombination; resolution of meiotic recombination intermediates
Cellular component (GO): nuclear body; RecQ family helicase-topoisomerase III complex
Molecular function (GO): nucleotide binding
Source: RefSeq, a predicted model, not a curated record
AUUCGUAAAUAGAGGGAGUGCAUGAGAUGAAAUAUUGUUGUAUUUUUAUGUUUAGAAAUAAAUAAUAUGUACACUUUGGUUUUAAAAUGUCAUCAAGUAAUUUAAUAAAUUCCGUACGGAAUUUCCUAGCAUCUAAUUUUAUGCGUGUUGAAGAUGAAUGGUUGACCGGAUGUGUUGAGUAUUUGACUGAGGAUGGCAGCAACAAUUACAGUGAGUCGGAUAUACAGAAUCUGGCUAAAGAGCAAUGGCUUCUGAACGAUCUAAAAGAAAUAUGCCCGGGGUCUUUGCCUGCUAAUUUGAAGAAUCAGCAGAAAACCGUGAUGAAUGGGAGGUUCGCAUUGCAAAUCAACGCUGCCGUAGAUAUAGGCACACCUGCAUAUCAGCAGUAUAUGAAACUCCAGAAAGUAAACACAGAAAACUUAGAAGCCACUACAAAGUUUGAAGAUAAAGUGCCAAACCAUAGAAUGAUAAAGUUGUAUCUCACUGAUGGUGUUCAAGAAAUAUCAGCCAUAGAAUACAAACCCAUGAGGAACCUCAGUUGCGACAUCACUCCUGGGUGUAAAGUUCUCAUUAAAGGUCCAAUAGAAUGUCGGCGUGGAGUCUUGUUGCUCACAGAAAGCUCUAUAGAGCUGCUUGGAGGUGAAGUGCAGGAGAUCGCUGUCUCCAACUCCUUGGCUGGUUUGCUGUCCAGCAAACUUGGCUUGCCUAUGACUCAAGGCACCGCUGCAGAUCUGAACACAACGGUCCACCGAAACGAUAUACCCCCACCACACUCCGAAAUGCCUCCAGCCCGCGAGCAACGCUUCGAGCAGACAUUUGACCCACCCCGACCCAUAGCCGUCGUCACCAGCGUCCAACAAGCCAACUUUGCUGACGAUGACAUCGACGUAGACCAAUUAGCAGCUAUAGAAGCGCAAUUAACUAAUAAACGGUCAUUAACUGACGAUAAUAAUAAACCCGAGAAGAAAUUAAAAAUAGACCCUAUUAGUACUCUAAAUAGGGUCGAUGAUUACCCAGACGACAACGAUUUAUUCGCCGAAGACGAAGAUUAUUUAAGAGAGUUAGAAUCUAAAUUUGAUACAGAUCCUGUCCAGAUAUCAUCUGAACCAUUUACGUAUUUAAAACUGAUAAACGAGAUGAGAGAGAUAGAGAAAGCUGGGAGAGUAUUCCGAGUGAAAGCACAGAUAAUGAAGCUAUUGUCUAAAUUGUCUGUGGGUAAGGAAGGGUGGAGUUUGAGGUGUACUAUUGUCGAUGGUACGGGGACUUUGGAUGUGGAUUUCACUAAUAAUGUUCUGUCUAAGUUGGUCGGGUAUACGCCGCAGGAGAUGAAUCAGUUGAAGAAACAGAUGGCGACGAAUCCGCAGCUGAAAGAGAAGGCUCUCAUGGCUCUCCAAAAGGCCAAGGAAGCUCUCCAGGUGUUAUACUGCAUUAUAGAGUUAACUAUGCUGGAAGUGCCCAAAAUAACGUGCCUUACGCCAUUCGAUGGAUCACACCUGGACUUGCUGAAGAAGAGGAAGACGAACUUAUAGCAUACAUGGGGUGGCAAUAGAAAUUAUCCUCUUGUAUCUUUUAACAGUUAGCAUCAAAUAUACCGGGUGUGGCCUGUAUCACGAGCAAAUAAUUAAAACAUAGAUUGUACGCCUCAAACGGUGACACUUUUAUUCAACAUCUUUUAAAAAUUAUGAAGUAUUUUUUAGACUCGCUAUUUUUCAUACAAAAUAAAUAUUAUCUUCACUGGACGCCAUCGCCACGCCAUAUCAUUGUGAUUGACGUUGCUUGUCAAGCCUUAAACAUAACAAAAUUCGCAAUACAUUGCGUCUUAGAAUAAACUUUAAAGUGUAUUAAAAAUCAAACCACAAGUGAUUUUUAAAAAUCGCUGAACAAAUGUCGGUAUGUAUGAGGAAGUACAGCCUACAGUUAAAUUUUUUGCUCAUAUAACAAGCCACACCCGGUAUUAUAGCUGCAAAAUUGGUCAAAUAGUUCUUUACACCAUAUAUACUGCUAGAAUAUAUUUGACGCAGACUGUACAGAUGUAGUGCAUUCAUAGUUUUCCAUCGUAUUAUCACGGAAACGUACGAACGUGUCUUGCUAUUUCAGUCAGUCUCGGUACAAAAAGUACUGAGGUUGACUGAAGUAGCAUGACAACGAACGGUUCCGAGUAAAUACGAUGGAAAACUAUUAUGCACUGCUGUAUGAUAAGCGAGUGGAUGGUAUAAUAAGCAUCCUGACCGAAUUUUAGUCAUCAGUUUAAAAAAAAUUGGUAACAACUUUUCAGUUCACAAUCGAGGGUUAUAUUUACUUAGGGGUCAUCCAUUAAUUACGUCACACGAAUUUCUAGGUUUUUUUACCCCUCCCCCCUCCUUGUCACACUUGGUCACAUUUGGCAAACCCGUCCCCCCUAGUGCUAAACGUGUGAUGUAAUUAAUGGAUGACCCCUUAGCCAUGAAUUAUAUAUCAAGAUUCCGCAUAAACCAGAAAAUGUAUUUAAUUAAUGUGUUGUCAAUUUUGGAUCCUUUUUAAGAUUCUACUUAUCACUUCUUUUUUUACAUAAACGGAUUAUUUUAAUUGACAUUUGGACCAAAAAUACAACGAAUUAGACUACCUGUAUUUAAGUCUACCUUCAUUGUCAAAUAAAACAACCUCGACGUUUUAAAAUCAUAUUUAUUUUAAUACACAAGUUUAACGCAAUAAUAUGUUUGGAGUUCAAUAUACAAAAUUUAUCAAAUAAUAUAUAAAUCAACAUAGACAACUAACUUAGCAGGAAAUCUGGCAAAUGCAUAAAGUGGGCUAAGCUUACCCGGCUGCCCCAAAAAAGAGGGUUAUGUGUUUAGAGUAACAUUUUUAAUAAUAUAGUGACUGCGGGUGAAUUCAUUAACUUCCGUUUUUGUCAUUGACAAUAUUUAGAAAUAGUUAAAGCGCCAUCUACUUAUAUAUUUCAAAGAUACUUUAACCCUUUGACCGCCGUUGUCCGGUAUAGAAGACAACGAUAGAACGAUACGCUGGCGCCGUCGUCUUGUAUACAAGACACAAAUUCAACCACUGAGUUAAUGUGAAAAUAAUAACAAUUGCAAUUUCAUUUACACUCGUGUUCAUAUUUAAAGUCUUUGUUUUUUCAUUUAUUUGCUUUUUAAGCCGCUAUAUAAAUCCCUUCUUUUAUAAUAAGGCAUUUAAAAAAAUUGCUCCAAUUUUCAACAUUUUUCAUGUUCCUCGUCGCCGUUGUCUUGUAUAAAAGACAGCUAGGGAUGGGAAUGUUAACUCGAUAUGGGAAUUUUUAAAGUAAAUAUAAAGUCAGAAAUAUGUUUUUAUCUAAGUAUUUGAACACUUGUUAAUCGCCAAUUUUUUUCAACGAAUAGUAGGUAACUACUUACUAGAAUACGUAGAACGAGAGUCAGAUAGGCAUAACUAUAUUUAAAGUUCAGGUAGCUUCUUUAGCUCUAUAAAGUAGAGUCAGACAAGUAAAUUUGCCAUUGUAGAUUGUGGACUAUUUAAUUGCAGAAGAGAUAAAUAAAAAAAAUAAUUGAUGUUAUUUUAUAGCUUAGUGGGAAGGGAUACACCGCAGCGACCGCUUCGCACAAGUGUGGUACAGGAUCAUACCUGUUUAUCAGACUUUACUUUUAUUGUUAUAACAUUGAAGUUAAUGUGUAAUUUUUUUAUAACAAGUCGUUGAACGUUUUUUUGAUAAGAGUUUACCUAUAGAUUAAUGUAAACCAAACUGAAAUUAUAAUGAUCGAUUCUAAUUCCGGAAUAAUAUCUUCACUCAUAAAAAAUUCAACCCACGUGUAAUUUUCACUAAAACAGUUCCGGUAUAUUGACUUUAUCGACACAUGAUGCGCAGCUUUAACGUUACGCCAAUAAAGUUUACGUACCGACAAGCGCUUACGCCGUUGACCUAGAGACUAUUAUUAAUUGAUCCGCGCGGAAACAGUCCUUGUCGGUCUGCACUGCGGGCAGUCCAUGGGCGCCGUUGUCUUGUAUAAAAGACUUCUCGUACAGCCUAGUGCGGCGAUAUCACGUCUUGAAUCGACAUUGUUUAGUGGUUGUUUUUUAUGUUAAAUCCCUAUAUUUUAAACAUUUUCGGGUGUAAAACAUAUGUUUAAUUUUGGCAAUUUGGAAUGAAAUUAAAACAGGAUAAGAACAAAGCUAAAUUAAAAAGAUUUUUAUUAAAUAUUGUAAAUAUCGAUAUCACUAUUUGCAAUCCCUAAACUUUUUAUUAGUUGUUUACUUAAAAUUUGCUCUGGCGUGUGAGUGAGCGUCUUUGCGGACUAGGUCCGGCGGCCAAAAGGUUAAUUUACAACGAAAUUGCGCUAUCAUGGGCCUAUUGCAUAAUACAUAUAAUACAAGCUAAUACUAAUAUAUACCUUGUAUUUUAUUAUACAAUAAACCCCUCCUUUUUUUAUGAGUUUGUACUUUACGAGUCACUAUAUUACUAAAAAUAUACGUUAUAAAUGUUAUAAUGGUAAAACAAAAUUGUCUAGUUAUAAAAAUCGGGACAUUACUUUAGAUUCUAAAAUAACGUGUUUAUUUCAGAUUCCAAAAUUCUAGGAUUAUCCAAUCGACUAGGUCUAGAUUGCCUAUAACCUAAUUAUAAUGUCAGUCUGAAAUUUUGCAGGAGAUCUAGAUAGAACUAGGGUAUCCCUAGAUAGACCAAUAUUUAGAGGACAGGUAUUCACAAAUAUCUGAACUAGACUCUAUUGUUAAGGUGUUAGUGAAUGCUCAGAUAUUUUUGAGCAUCUUGUACAAACGUGACGUUCCACGGCAAAAGGUACCUUAUGGCGGCUGGCGCUUACGUCGCAUAGCACCGCAAUAAUAUUGGAGCGGCAUUAAUAUUAGCGAAAGCGCCAACCGCCAUAAGGUACCUUUACCGGUGGGACGUCACAAAUAUAUCUGUUAGGUAAUACACUGCAAAAUGGCGAAGACAGAAUUAUAGUAACCUUCUUAAAGACUUGAAUAUAGGUAAAUCAUAACAUAGUAAAACCACAGUGUAAAAAAAGUAACAGUAGUCCGACGGCCAUUGACGUGUACCGAGCUACUAACAAUGCGAUGUAUGCAGCUCGGGUGCGCGCAAACCCCGUCGUCGAACGACUGUAUAGACUGUGGUAAAACACUUCUCAUAGAAUCCUACUGUGGGGUUUAUUUAACUCCAAAUACUCCAAUAUCGUUAGCUUUUGGACUAAAACAGUAUUCUUUUGAAAUGCGUUUUAACUCAGUAGUAAAAUUGAUUCGGACGGCAUUUGCAAUCCCCGCUACGCUCGGGUUUCGAUAUCUGCCCUCGCCCUAACAUUAGCUUCCUUGUGACACGAUUAAAUUUAAUAAAAUGCAUGAUAAUGAUGAGCGUCAACAAAACAAUCAAAUCAAAUGGUUAAGAAAUAUUAUCAAUUAUCAAAAAAGUU